AUGGCAAUGAUGACCAACAACCCCCGGGCUCUCUUCGCUGUUGCGGCGGCGGCGGCGGUGCUAUUCUUCAUGGCUCUAAUGAGCCAACAUCCCGAGCAUAGAGAGAGAGUCACGGCCGUACUCUCAAACACUGCUUCCAAGGCGUGGCCCUUCAGCGGGGAGAAGACGUCCUACGAGAUUGCCAAGGAGGAGGGAACAAGCAAAGUGACAGAACACAGCUACAAGAAUACGCACGACAUGUAUAUCCCCGGCUCUAGGAAGAGGAGGAUACCUCACGCGGGACCUGAUGCUGUGGCGGGUAUUACCAGGAGGGCUGCUGGAACUCACCAGAGACUACGGACAUGUAGCCUCCUGCUAAUCGUGACUGGGAUACUUCCCAACAUGAACGUAUACUACAUGACAUACGAUGUCAAGUUCGCUGGGGAUUGGGCUCACAAGACGACCGGUCAGGACGUGCUGGAGGCCUUCAUCGAUAACCUGCAGCAGCGCUGGAGGGUCGUGAAAUCGGGAGACAUGCACUUCUGCGAGGACCUCCAGACGAGCUUCCAUCCUGAGGCCAGGGGCGGCGGUAGUGGGACGCACAUUCGUAAAAUCAUCGAGGACAUUAUGGAUCCGGAGUGGUCUCGGCAAGCACCUCUUUUUGAGGAUGUGGUGGACAUUAUCCACAUCGACUAG
Diaporthe citri is the source of this 675-nucleotide messenger RNA. RefSeq lists its product as uncharacterized. The record is from RefSeq and is a predicted model, not a curated record. Bases 1 to 675 code for a protein of 224 amino acids. The transcript is spliced from 4 exons. Lineage: Eukaryota; Fungi; Ascomycota; Sordariomycetes; Diaporthales; Diaporthaceae.